Messenger RNA from Hemibagrus wyckioides, 2214 nucleotides. It is a transcript of the gene slc23a4, whose product is annotated as solute carrier family 23 member 4. Bases 254 to 2095 code for a protein of 613 amino acids. Gene Ontology annotation, cellular component: membrane. Gene Ontology annotation, biological process: transmembrane transport. The transcript has 12 exons. Gene Ontology annotation, molecular function: transmembrane transporter activity. Lineage: Eukaryota; Metazoa; Chordata; Actinopteri; Siluriformes; Bagridae. The record is from RefSeq and is a predicted model, not a curated record.
GAGAGAGGGAGAGAGAGAGAACUCUACUUUUUCAGCACGAGUUUUCUAGUCAGCUGCUUUUAUAGCUCUGGUCGAUUAGGUUCACAUGAUCAGCUGAUAGUUCUCAUUUAUAAUCAGUCUGAGUAGCAGCCACAACGUCUUUCUUACACUUACAUGCUCUUACACUCUGUCCUGCUUUCACUCUCACUCAUUUGUUCUUGUCUCAUUCAAAGUUCCCUUAAUCAUCUUUUUAGUGAGACCUCAGGAUAAACUCAUGGCUACAAAAAAAAAGAGCAGGGACAACUAUUCAUUUGAUAAUAAGAGCAUGGUAAAUCAUUUCUGUGGGUUGACUAAUGACCAGGAAGCAGCUUUAUCAGAGGAGGACAGUAGAGACAAACUAGCUUAUUGUGUAACUGACAUACCACCGUGGUACCUAUGCAUCAUCCUAGGAAUUCAGCACUUUCUGACAGCGUUUGGUGGAAUUGUUGCCAUCCCACUGAUUCUGUCUCAGGGUCUGUGUCUGCAGCAUGAUGGACUCACUCAGAGCCACCUGAUCAGCACCAUCUUCUUUGUUUCAGGAAUUUGUACCUUAUUGCAGGUCACCCUGGGGGUUAGGUUGCCUAUUCUUCAAGGUGGGACCUUCUCUCUUCUUGCACCCACAACAUCCUUGCUGUCCAUGCCGGAUUGGGUCUGUCCUGCCUGGACACAGAAUGCCACUCUGGUCAACACAUCCUCCCCUGAAUUCAUCGAUGUCUGGCAAAGUCGCAUACGGGUGAUCCAGGGUUCCAUCAUGGUGGGCUCCCUGUUCCAGGUGCUGGUGGGAUUUUCCGGUAUUAUUGGUCUGUUCAUGAGGUUUAUUGGUCCUCUGACAAUUGCACCCACCAUCUCUCUUAUUGGCCUUUCUUUGUUCGACUCGGCUGGCAUGAAUGCAGGAAGCCACUGGGGAAUCUCAGCCAUGACAACAUGUUUAAUUGUGCUGUUUUCCCAGUAUCUCCGCUACAUUGCCAUUCCUCUCCCUGCAUACAGCAAGGCCAAAAAGUUUCACAUCUCCAAGAUAAACAUCUUUCAGAUUCUUCCAGUCCUCCUAGGAAUCACAGUUUCAUGGCUCAUCUGUUACUUGCUGACUGUCUAUAAUGUCCUCCCAUCUGAUCCACAGCAGUAUGGGUACCUUGCUCGCACAGACAUUAAAGGAGAUGUAAUGGGGACCGCACCUUGGUUCAGGUUUCCAUAUCCAGGCCAGUGGGGCUUACCAACUGUGAGUCUGGCAGGGGUGUUAGGAAUCCUGGCAGGAGUCAUAUCCUCCAUGAUUGAGUCAGUAGGUGACUACCAUGCUUGUGCCAGGUUAAGUGGUGCUCCACCUCCACCCAAGCAUGCAAUCAACAGGGGGAUUGGGAUUGAAGGCCUGGGCUGCCUGUUAGCCGGAGCCUGGGGAACGGGCAAUGGAACCACUUCUUAUAGCGAGAACGUAGGUGCACUGGGCAUCACUAAGGUUGGCAGCCGCAUGGUGAUUGUUGCCAGUGGUGUCAUUAUGAUCAUAAUGGGACUGUUUGGGAAAAUUGGAGCCAUUUUUAGCACAAUCCCAACACCUGUCAUUGGAGGGAUGUUUUUAGUUAUGUUUGGAGUCAUAACUGCAGUUGGUAUCUCCAAUCUACAGUAUGCAGAUAUGAACUCUUCUCGUAACAUCUUUAUCUUUGGCUUCUCGAUGUUUACGGGACUUGUCAUUCCAAACUGGAUAAUAAAAAAUCCUGAUGUCUUAAACACAGGUAUAGUGGAGUUGGAUCAAGUGCUGCAGGUUCUUCUAACAACCAGCAUGUUUGUUGGAGGAUUUUUUGGAUUCGUUCUUGAUAACACUAUCCCCGGAACAAAACAGGAGCGGGGCAUAAUCUUCUGGAAUAAGGCCCACGAAGAUGAGUCCGAAAACACUGUGGAAAGUGAGGAGGUCUAUGGCCUUCCCUGGGGCAUCAGUUCUCGUCUUGCAUCCUACUCCUGGGUUAGAUAUAUACCUUUUUGCCCCUCUUAUAAAACCAGACCACAGGAUGACACAUCCAGCAACACAAAUGGGAAGAAGGAGUCUUGCAAAGAUAACACACAUGUCAUAGUAGCAGUGGCACUGUAAUCAUCCAUGUGGACUCUUCAUGAGGAAACAUUCAUGAGGACUUACAUUUUUCAGCCUUCAUUUUCAAUAAAUUUAUGCUAUAUCCUUAUAUGGAAGCAAACCUGUGAAAGCUGAGGCCA